AUGCAAUCGUUGAGAAGGUUACCUCUCCAACGUGCUAUCAACAGAUCUUUAUUUAUUAACAACCACCAUCAUGCUCGAUAUUUAUCGCUAGCAAGACCAUGCUGGAAUGAAAACACAGCCUCCAAAGAAGAGUCUACCACUACUGGCUCAAUUGAAAAAUUUCCUUGGUUGUUGAGCCAAGACUCACCUCGCAUUCCUAAAUAUCCCUAUGAAGAGGCACCCCGUGAUUGGAGUUUCUUGAAUAUGCUCCCAAUGUCAUUACAGCAUGUAUUAGGAAAAUGGUUAGGAACUCGAAUCUUACAAUUGAACACUGGUUAUGACAAUUUCCCCGAGCAAUUUCUAGUUGGAGCAAGUUUAGCCAGUCGACAAGCUGUCAAUUUGUUAUCUGAUCAAAUCAACCACCAGGACAAAAUGGAACAAUUGCAGCAUAUUUUAGGACCAGAUCUCUUGCACCGUUACUUGGAAUCUGUCCCUGCAAACACCAACGUCCACAUUGAUAUUCCUCAAAUCUAUGAUGUGCAUCUAGGUGACAUUUGGAUCACGUUAGGCAACUCGAAUGCCUUUUCAGACGAGCGCAAAUACGAUGUCUUGAGAUGGAUGACAGUUCAGAUUGGAUUGCACAAAUACAAGGGCAAAAGCGAGCUAGAGGAGUCAUUUCAAGAGUACAGAGAACGCAUUGCAAAGAGUAUAUUGGAGGGCGUCCAAGUGGGUGUGGAUGUCCUAGUGGAUGCUGAUGUGACAUACAAAGUAACCAACAAAGAAAACGACAAGGAUGUGCUCUUGUAUGAUGAAGGCAGACGAACAAUGAGAAUGAGAUUUGCUACCCCUUACUUUGAGCCAGCCAGCAAAAUGGUGUCUGGUAGAGACAAAGAAACCGGCGAGCCUAUUAAUGAUUGGAAUUGGCGUCUCGUAGAUAUAGAUCAAUUGUUGGAGAAGGAAGCUAUGGAUGCUGCUGCCAAUGAUGAAUAA
Mucor velutinosus is the source of this 969-nucleotide messenger RNA. RefSeq lists its product as uncharacterized. The coding region runs from base 1 to 969 and encodes 322 amino acids. The transcript is spliced from 3 exons. The record is from RefSeq and is a predicted model, not a curated record. Lineage: Eukaryota; Fungi; Mucoromycota; Mucoromycetes; Mucorales; Mucoraceae.